AUGGAGUCGAAACGAUUGGCACAUCUGAUCGUGCUCAUGAUCAGCUUCCUUGCAGUGGGUUUUAUAAGCACGCAAAAGGAUGUCAACACGUUCGGAAUCUUCCGUGAGAAGUCCUAUUACUUUGGUAACACGUUUAAGCUCAACUGGUACAAGGCGUCGGAAUACUGCAGGACGCGUGGUAUGUUCCUGGUAGCGAUCAACAACGACGAGCAGCUGAAUGGUGUGGUGGAGUAUAUCGAGAAGAGCGGUUUUACAAAAACACACGGCAUUCUGCACAUGUGGACCGCCGGUAACGAUCUCGGGGAGGAAGGCCAGUUCUUCUUUUCGUCCACCGGCGAACGGUUAACGUACGAUCGUUGGACCAAAAACGAACCGAACAAUGCGAUGCACGAUAACUGCACGUACGAGAACUGCGUUGUGCUGGAGUACUUCCAACCGUGGUCCAUCAACUACACCUUCGACGAUAGACAAUGCGGUGCGGAAAACUUUUUCAUGUGCGAAACCGUGUACGAAUAA
Molecule: messenger RNA, 516 nt
Organism: Anopheles marshallii
Lineage: Eukaryota; Metazoa; Arthropoda; Insecta; Diptera; Culicidae
Product: C-type lectin 37Da-like
Exons: 2
Coding region: 1-516 (171 amino acids)
Biological process (GO): biological process involved in interspecies interaction between organisms
Cellular component (GO): external side of plasma membrane
Molecular function (GO): carbohydrate binding
Source: RefSeq, a predicted model, not a curated record